AUGGCGUCCAGCAACCCUUUCGGCAAUGGUCCUGCCACGCCCGGCAGCAGUCGCUCCUACUCCGGCGAUCGGCGCGGUGUUGCCAGACCACAGUACAUGACUGUCGGCGGUGGGUCGCUGUCGGAGAGUGCGGGUCGAUUACAGGCGAUGCUGGACCAGGACUCUGGGUAUGGAGGGAGCAUAGCGAGCGAUGACGUGGCGGAGAAUGUGUGGCACCCUGGCCCAGCGGAAGACCGAUAUACGCCAGAUCACACCCCCGUGAAGCCAGGGGAGCACAAUGCGGCAUCAGAGCAUGAGCGGAGCGCCAUGGCGAGUCAUGUCGCGCAGCUCUUCUAUAACCAGAACAGGACGGCGUUGGGUCGCGCAAUCAACCAGACGGUGGAGACACUGCGAAAGCUGCAGGAGAUGAACGCCAAAUGGCCGGCGCAUUACCCUACCGUGCAAAGACCGCCAUCGCCACCGCCGCCGCAACGACCUGACAUCCGACCUGGACUACCUCACACGCAGUCUACGACUGACAAUCACCGGGAGCUUGAUCGGGCUCCGGCACGACCGCAACCACCCAGACGAGCAGGCACUUCACUUGGCGAGCAUCAAUCCGCGGAAUCGAGCAGCGCUGCCCAGGCAAAAGCACCCGAGGCUGCGCCGCGACUCGUCACGCCGCAGCUGGCGCAGGACUUUUCCGUGUUGAAGAUCGAGCUGAAGAUGGAUGGCUUGCCGCAGAGUGAGAUCGUGCAUUCGCUUGAAAAGCAAUCUGUGGCGUCAUUGCUCGACAACCAAAUCAACAACAGCAUCCGACAUCUCUUCUCAUUACGGGAGCGUAUCGAAGAUACGUCGAGUAAGGUCCUUGUUACCGGAGACCUCAACGCUGGCAAGUCGACCUUCUGCAAUGCUCUGCUGCGCCGGAAAGUCCUUCCUGAAGAUCAACAACCCUGCACUGCAAUCUUCUGCGAAGUCCUAGACGUCCGAGAGAACGGCGGCGUGGAAGAAGUACACGCGAUACCUCACGGCUUCGUUUACAGUAGGAACGAUGAAAGCACGUAUCACGUUUAUGAGCUCAAGCAGCUCGAGCAGAUCGUGAUCGACAGCGACCGUUACUCGCAAUGCAAGAUCUACAUCAAAGACAUUCGCACUGUCGACCAAUCUUUACUCAAUAAUGGCGUGGUCGACAUCGCACUUAUUGACGCUCCCGGACUGAACAACGACUCGCUGAAAACUACUGCAGUCUUCGCACGGCAGGAAGAGAUUGACGUUGUCGUGUUCGUUGUGUCAGCCGCGAACCACUUCACGCUGUCCGCCAAGGAAUUCAUCUUCAAUGCAGCGCGGGAGAAGGCGUACAUGUUCAUGGUUGUCAACGGCUACGACAAUAUUCGAGACAAGAAACGUUGUCAGGAGAUGAUCUUGAAGCAGAUUGCUCAUCUCAGCCCGGCAACGUUCAAGGAGUCCUCCGAGCUUGUGCAUUUCGUAUCAAGCAACGCCAUCCCCGUCAAACCUGCUGGGGCCGACGGACCGGGCGGUGAUUUUGGCGGUAGCGGCAGCGGAUCAGGUGGCGGCAAGGGCAAGGAGAAGGAAGCCAUUGAUGACUUCAACGAGCUAGAAGCGUCGCUUCGACGAUUCGUGCUCGAGAAGCGCGCUCGGUCAAAGCUCGCUCCAGCGAAGACUUACUUGCUGAAUGUACUCGGAGACUUGACAACGCUAGCGAGCGUCAACAAAGACGUAGCCCAGAACGAGCUGGAUCGUGUCACAGAACAGCUGAAGCAGCUCGAGCCGGUGUUCGAGAAGUCGAAAAAAGCGCGCACCGAAGCUGAUGACGAAGUGGCGCGCAACAUUGAAGAAACGUCGGGCGAAGUCUACUCGCUCACGCGCAAUACGCUUAACACCUCAAUCUCGCGUGUCGCAGAGAGCGAUCUUGGCGUAUCAUACCCGGGUAUGUUCAGCGCAUACGGCUAUGCCGAUGAGCUGAAAGCUGCAAUGCUGAACCAAGUCACCGAGACGGUCCACUGGUGCGAAGAACGAGCACGCGAGAAGACUGUCCAGGGUGUUUCCGCAAUCAAAAGCCUCGGUCUGCUGCAUCUGGGUGAUCGAUAUGUGGACCUCACGUUCCGUUCGGAUAGAAUGUUCAGAAGCCGCCGGGACGCACUUGCGAGACAAGUCGAUUUCGAAACCGAGGUUUGGGACUUCUUCGAUCUUGCAAAUCUGUGGGAGCGUCAGGAGAAGGUGGCCGGGACCAGCAUGGCCGUGACUGUUGCCGGCGUGAUUGGCGGCAGAAUGCUCGGUGGUGUAGGCUGGCUGGACGGCGCUCUCACCGCCACCAAGAUCGUUGGCACGAAUAACGCACGCCGACUCAUCGUACCAGGUCUCAUCCUUGCGGCUGGUCUCGGCGCCUUCUACGUCGUCUCUCAGAUCCCGAAGUCGCUGCCCCGGCGCCUGAGUGCCAAGCUCAGCGCACAGUUGGCGCAGCUUGACUACACACAUGCGAAUGCGCAGCGCAUCAGUGCGGAGGUGCGGAGAGCGCUGCAAUAUCCUGCCAACAAGUUGACGGAGGGUCUGCAGAAAAACAUGGAGAAGCUGCAGGAGCAGAAAAGGGAGACGGUUAAGGUGCAGACGGAGAGUGAGGUGGCGAGGAAGUACUUUGGCAACUUAAUGAGGGAGAGCCAAGAUGUUAGAGGGCGGGUGCAGAGGGUGGACCUUGAGGGCCCUGCACCUGGGAUGGCCGCGUUGGCAUGAGUGUAGUAUUGGCGUGACAUGCGGUAUGGCGUUACGGGAAAGGGGAACUACCUCAAGCAUGUGCAAGCGGGCAAGCGGGUGACGUGCUGCGAUUGCUUGGCUGUUAUUGAGAUACACCUCUCUCCAAUUUUAUGCCUCUCCUUCAUCUAUAGCAUCUCCGCAAUGUUUUAACCAUCUAUGUCCACUGAGAAUGGCCAGAUUGC
This is a messenger RNA of Baudoinia panamericana UAMH 10762, 2930 nucleotides long. RefSeq lists its product as uncharacterized. Lineage: Eukaryota; Fungi; Ascomycota; Dothideomycetes; Mycosphaerellales; Teratosphaeriaceae. Gene Ontology annotation, cellular component: mitochondrial outer membrane. The record is from RefSeq and is a predicted model, not a curated record. The transcript has 2 exons. Gene Ontology annotation, biological process: mitochondrial fusion. Bases 1 to 2727 code for a protein of 908 amino acids. Gene Ontology annotation, molecular function: GTP binding; GTPase activity.